UCCAUCGCAUCAUAAUUCAUUUGGAAAUUUUCACGCAUUAAAGACCGUUCAUUAUUCACAAACUAUUUAUUACAAAUUACUGAAGCAAUUUACAUGAUGACUGGACGUGGACAUACUUCGACGGAUUCAAAUUCGGACAGUGGGAAUGGUGCAGAAAAACGCCAACGAAACCUAAAGACGAAAAGACUCCCGUUUCAAAGUCCAUAAAAUAUUUGUUUAAGAAGACUGCAGAUUUCAAUAACGAAGCAAGAACCCGUAUGUUGCAAGCUUCUAAUGAAAAACGAACAAAAGAACUCCAACGUAUUACGAUGGCGCUAGAUUUGACGAUGGAUUCGUUGAAACAGACUGAUCAUUUACUCGAUGCUACAAUCAAAAAUAUCGGACCGAUUUGUUCACAACCGGCAAGUUCGCAAUCCGCAGCUCCAAGCGAUUCGACAAAAUUAACACCACCAUCCCGAAAAUAUGCAAAAACAACUUCAUCUCCACUUACAAACACAAUUGGUGAUCUAAAUUUGGGUUUUGCUACAUUUGUCGCAACAUGCCGGUCUGAGGUUAACAAAUAUUUCGAGACAAAUGACAAUAAUAAAGUCGAGAGAUUGCGUCGACUGAAAAAGUGCCUCGAACUCGUUUUAGUUGAUCUAGCUGGUACUGAUAGAGCAAUCGGGUGAUCAGAAUUUUGAAGAUCUGCCAACUGCAAAGGUUUUAUUGCAUGUAUCUGAACAGGGACGGGAUGUCAUCGAAGUGAUGCGUAAGUGCGAUGGUGUAAAACAGACUUUUUGUAUGAGGCUGGAUUCCAUAAGACCUGCGAAGGAAGUUGUUUGAACCUUAAAGAUCGAUUGCCAUCUGACAAUUGAGAACGAAACUAACUCAGCAAACUUGAGCAUAUCGUGCAAAAUCAUAUAAAUUGAGAUUCAUAUUGAAUUGUUCAUAUCGUCAAUUCUUGACCCAAAUAUUGUACAUUAUUUUUAGAAGAAAAUGAAAACAAGCAACAGUAUACUUAAAAAUGACUAAUAAUAGCUUUGAAAAUAACUGGAACAAAACAAACCGAAUAAAUUUGUGAUGAAAAAUAUA
This is a messenger RNA of Sitodiplosis mosellana (orange wheat blossom midge), 1071 nucleotides long. RefSeq lists its product as uncharacterized. The transcript has 4 exons. The coding region runs from base 258 to 668 and encodes 136 amino acids. The record is from RefSeq and is a predicted model, not a curated record. Lineage: Eukaryota; Metazoa; Arthropoda; Insecta; Diptera; Cecidomyiidae.